GGUGCUCAAAUACUGGAAGUCGUGGCACCGAAGCACCAAAGCAGUCAAGACAAAGCACCGAGAAAAACUAAAUCCAAGAUGUUGAGAAAUUUGAUGAUCACACUUUCAUUUCUUCAACUCAUUUUCAUCUCAAUCCCUCAUCGAACGCACAAACUGCAGGUCUGCAACCCAAGCGACCUCCAUGCCAGUCGUCAACAUGUCCGAGCUUAACUGCUCCUUCGCUGCUCUUUUCCCGAUCGGUGCGGCGGUUUUUAAUGACGUCGCCUGCCCCGAGGCGGCUCUGAUGUGCGGGAUGAACAUCUCCAGCGUGUUGGCCAACGCCACAGCACAAGAUUUGGACGACAUGUGCAUGAGCGAGGCCGACUACCUGGCCAUGUACCUGGGGCCUCCGAGGUCCCCCGUGUUCCUUCCCGUCUGUGUCACCUACCUGAUCAUCUUCGCGGUGGGCGUACUGGGCAAUUACCUGACCUGCGCUGUCAUCUUGCGCCACAGGGUGAUGCAGACGCCCACCAACUACUACCUGCUGAGCCUGGCGGCGUCUGACCUGGCGGUGCUGCUGAUGGGCAUGCCGCUAGAGAUCUACGAGCUGUGGCAGAACUACCCCUUCCUGCUCGGAGAGGGGGGCUGCUACUUUAAAACCUUUCUGUUUGAAACCGUCUGCUUCGCCUCCAUCCUCAACGUGACGGCGCUCAGCGUGGAGCGCUACGUGGCGGUGGUGCACCCCCUCAAAGUCAAACAAAUCACCACACACGCUCACGUCAAGCGGGUGAUCCUGAUGCUGUGGGCGCUGUCCAUGCUGUGCGCCGUGCCGAACACCAGUCUGCAUGGGAUCGUGACGCUGCCUCCAAAGUUCGGACGUCAGUUUCCCCGAUCUGCAAUCUGCUGUGUGAUUCAGCCGCCCCGCAUCUACAGCUGGAUCGUCCUGAUUUCUACGUUGGCCUUCUUCCUGCUUCCCAUGCUGAUAAUAAGCAUUCUCUACCUGCUCAUUGGCUUGAGGCUGAAAAGUGAGAAGAUGAACGCCAGCCUGGUGGACACCAGCUUCGGACCGGAAAGACGAUCCUACCAGCAGAAACUGAGCAAACGCAACCUGCAAGUCACCAAAAUGCUGUGUGUGCUGGUGCUUGUGUUCGGCCUUUGCUGGGCUCCGUUCCACGCCGACCGCUUGAUGUGGAGCUACAUCGAGCUGUCGUCCGAGUGGCACCACCAGCUCUUUGAGCUGGUCCACGUGGUGUCGGGAGUCUGCUUCUACCUGAGCUCUGCCAUAAACCCCAUCCUCUACAACCUCAUGUCCACAAGGUUCAGAGAGAUGUACAGACGCAGCGCUUGCUAUCCUCAGAGCAGGCCGGCGAACGGAUCCGACGUACAGACGAACCGACGCAGCACCUUCAGCGAGAGAAUCGCCAAUAGCACAAAAUCAUCAACUUAGUCUGGCCCAAAGGUCCACGGAUAUCAUGCAACAGUUGAUGUUGAAUUACAGUAGCCAUAUAGUAGCCAAAUAUGUCCCAUCGAACACUUUUUAUGGCGUGUUUGUGGCCCCCGUAGAAGCAGUUAACGCUACAAAAUAGUUCUGGGUUGGAUUCUUCUCUGUGCGUAGUUGCCUGACGGGGUUUAGCUAAUGAACGCAGGGUCGUUCGCUUGAAAUGAAUGCACUACGGCUCGUGUUUGAAAGGAGGAACAUUGGUCUCAAUGAAAAUAAGGCCGUGGUUUGUUUGUGAGGGUCAUGACAAGUUUGUUUUUUUAUUACUCUUUUGUGCAUUUACUGUACCUGUGAUGUAAAAUGUUUCUAAUUCUAUCUGAAUGGAUCUUCCACACUGUACAUACACUUUAGUGGGUUUUUGUCUUUGUCUCUUGUAGCAGAUGGGACUACGAACAACAUUUUUCUGUGGAGCCCUGUUGAACAAGGACAGAAAAUAAACCUCAAAAUGUGAAUUAACAAAAGUAUCGCCGGGUUAAAAAGAUCACUUGUGUUUAUCGCUCUCCAAAGUGUUAUUGUUAUCUCAUGUGUUGAAUUGCUUUGGAAUUUUGCAAAUUGUAUUGAAAAAGAUCGUGUGGAUAUUCAUCAAGUCCUUUAUCAAUGUACAAGACCUUGUGCAGUUUUUCUGUACUGUUUAAUAAAAAGCAGGCAUGGUUUUCUCAGCAUAUAACCACCAAAAUGCUUUUAAAUGUCGGUGCUGCUGGUGAGAUAUUCUUGUGUGUGUGCUUAUAAUUAAUCUUUACACUUUUGGUGUUCAGACCCCGACACAGCAACCAGCUGCAGGACUUCUGUGUAAACAUUAUGUCUAAACUGCUGCCCAACAAAACAAAUUGUUGUUGGCCGAGGGGCCAACAGAGCCUUUUCCACUCAGCCGUCUCCUCUCAUGUUACUGUGACACACAGUGCGAGGUGGAAAAUACGUUCAACAAAUGAGGCCGAGAAAAAAGGAAAUGAUGUUUGCAGCAAAGCAGGAGGGCAGAACACAAAGACGAGCUAGCAGAUGGAUAACGACGGACCAGGUAGUAACGUCACAGUGUCAUCAGUGUGCCUCAUCAACGCUGAUGAUCAGCAAUCUGCCCACAACCUGCAUCCCCACGGCAGAAUACACUGUUCAAGUGUUUUCCUCUGUUUAAUAAACUCAACCCA
Messenger RNA from Gasterosteus aculeatus aculeatus (three-spined stickleback), 2619 nucleotides. RefSeq names its product neuromedin-U receptor 1-like. NCBI's taxonomy places the organism in Eukaryota, Metazoa, Chordata, Actinopteri, Perciformes, Gasterosteidae. Gene Ontology annotation, molecular function: neuromedin U receptor activity. Gene Ontology annotation, biological process: neuropeptide signaling pathway. The record is from RefSeq and is a predicted model, not a curated record. Gene Ontology annotation, cellular component: plasma membrane.